Messenger RNA from Perca fluviatilis (European perch), 2032 nucleotides. RefSeq names its product microtubule-associated protein 6b (gene map6b). The record is from RefSeq and is a predicted model, not a curated record. Gene Ontology annotation, biological process: cytoskeleton-dependent intracellular transport; regulation of microtubule cytoskeleton organization; microtubule cytoskeleton organization. Bases 352 to 1521 code for a protein of 389 amino acids. Gene Ontology annotation, cellular component: cis-Golgi network; Golgi-associated vesicle; microtubule. Lineage: Eukaryota; Metazoa; Chordata; Actinopteri; Perciformes; Percidae. The transcript is spliced from 4 exons. Gene Ontology annotation, molecular function: calmodulin binding; microtubule binding.
CGACGACCUCAGGUGAUAGUUCACCGUGCAAACUCACACACCCCGGGCAUCUCGAAGCAUCACACAAAUGUGGGUGGGGUCGCUUUUUGAUGCGCAACCAGACAGCAAACGUGCACUACACAGCAACCCCCCCCUCCCCCAAAGUCCCUUUAAACUUCAGUCAGAACAAAUAGCCUGCAGGAGGACAGAGAGGGAGGCGUGGGGGGGCUCUACUUCCCUUUAGUCUCAGGCAAAGAUCGGUGAGAACAGAGAGUUACAUCGAGCUUUAAGGAGGAAUAACCCUGACUGGGCAGAAGCAGCACCUGACCGAGCACUUGCAAGUCUCCGAGUCCCUCCCGAGUAUUUAUCACCAUGGCAUGGCCGUGCAUCACGCGUGCUUGCUGCAUCAACCGCUUUUGGACCGAGCUGGACAAAGGGGACAUCGCGGUGCCUUUGGUUUUCACCAAAUACUCGGAUGUGGCCGACUUGCAGCAUUUUCCCCAUCACCCGCAGCCGAAACUGAAGAGGGCCGGAGCCAUUGCCAUAGAAACCCAGCCCCAUCCCGGCGAGCAGGAGGCUGGGAAGGCACCGCCCGCGACGGGUGCCGCAGCGGGCAAUGACGGCUCUGCGUCCGUCAUGCGCCAAGACUUCAAGGCGUGGAAAGUGCGCCCCGAGCCCAGCUGCAAACCCAGAAAUGAGUACCAACGCUCGGCAGCCCCGUUCAACACCGAAACGCAAUACCAGAAGGAUUAUAAACCCUGGCCUAUACCGAAGAAGCACGACCACCCCUGGAUCCCCAAACCCAGCCCCACCGCCACCGCCGCCGCCUCCGGUGGGCCGGAGCGCAGCGCGGGGAGCGGAGCGCAGGAGCCUGCGGCCACCGAGGCCGAGAGCGGCGUGGAGAAGAGCGAGCUCGAGGAGAAAACGCAGGAGAAAGAAUCAAAGGAGCCGACGAAGAGGAGCGUGAAGAGGGAAAAGUCAGCAGACAGACAAACGGGCGAGAAGACAGAGGCACAAGUGGCUGCAGAUGUGAGCGCCGAGCAGCGGAAAGGCAGAGCAGCAGCAGACGCUCUCAACAGACAGAUAAAGCAGGUUAUGACGACUUCCAGCAGCUACAGGACUGAGUUCAAGGCGUAUAAGGAUGUGAAACAAGUGAAGGCCAUUAAAGCUCCAUCUCAGUUUAAACCCCCAGUGGAGGAGACCAGUCUGGAAACCAGCUACAGCGCCACAUACAAGGGGGAGCAGGUGAAGGCUCACCCCGCUGACAACAAGCUGAUGGAGCGCAGGAGGAUACGCAGCCUGUACAAUGAGCCUAGCAAGGAACCUGCCAAGGUGGAUAAACCAGUUUCUCGCACCAAACCAAAAAAGACACCAACAACAACAACAGGGAAAAUGGUGAAAAAAUCAAAAGAGAAGCAGAUUGCCAGUUCCCAGUCAGCCAAGAAGAAACCAUCUUUGGGCGCCCCAGAACCCAAACCAGAUGGAGCUGUCACAAAGAAGAGCAAAGAGAUUAGCAAUAGACUGGCUGAAGCGAAGCAGUAAAAGUAGUUCCUCUCUACACUGCGUGAUCAAAAAGGUGACUUGACGAAUUAGGCAAAUUUCUUCCCUUUGGUUUAUUUCCUAACCUGUUGUUUUUGCUGUCCUGUCAUAUAUUGUUCACCUUUGAAUGGGCACUGAUGUUGAGCUUUUAGAAUAAUCCAAAUAAUUUCACUGCAAAGUGUGUGUGUGUGUGUGUGUGUGUGUGUGUGUGUGUGUGUGUGUGUGUGUGUGUGUGUGUGUGUGUGUGUGUGUGUGUGUGUGUGUGUGUGUGUGUGUGAGAGAGAGAGAGAGAGACUGUGUUAAUGUGUGAAAGUAUGUGAUUUCUUGUAUUUUGGUGCACAGAACCGCUUUUAGUAUUGAGCACAUAAUUUGCACAUUGUUUAAAUAACUUCUGUUUGACAUUGAACUAUAAAAAAGCCAUCAGUACACAUGUAGUAUGUGUAUGAUAGGACAUGUUUACCUUUGUCUGAAUGGAUAACAAUUGAGAUCAAAAUUAAAAUGAUUGUAGAAAAUG